CGUAUAUACUGGACGCAGAACACAUCGAGUUACUCCAUCAGCUUCAUCAAUCCAUCCUCACGAGCAGCUCGCACCACCUUUGCGAUCACCUUCACCCGUUCAUCGCCUGAGUUCUGCAAGCGGCGCCGUCGUCAGCUAGCCAUGGCCGCUGCACGGACGUAUGUCGACUUCGUGCCGUCGCACGAGCUCGUCGAGGACACCCGCAAGCAUACCCUCGUCGUCAAUCUCCCAGGGUUCAAGAAGGAGCACCUGAGGGUGCAGAUCGACAAAUACGGCCGGCUGAGGAUCAGCGGCGAGCGGCCGCUGGAGGGCGGCCAGUGGAGCCGGUUCCGCAAGGAGUUCCAGGUCCCCGAGGGCUGCGACGCCGGCGGCAUCCGCGCCAGGUUCGAGAAGGACGGCGUCCUCCACGUCACCAUGCCCAGGCUCACGCCCCUCGAGGACGAACCAAAGGCCGCGGCCGACGCUGCCGGCGACGCAGAAGCUGGGCGGCUCGCCGCCGCCGCUGCUGCAGAAGAGAAGAAGCGCCAGGAGGAGACGGAGGAGGACGCGAGGAAGUGUCAUGCGGGUGACGAGGACGGCCACGCCAGCGACGAAGGCGAAGGCGCACGCCAGGCGGCGUCUGCCGGUGGGCAGGCGUACGGCUUCGCCAGGGACCGGAGCAGGAGCGGGAUGGUGCGGGCACUGCUCCUCGCCGUGGCCGUGGCCUUGGUUGGCGUUGCUGGCUUGUAUGCUCGGUACAGGUGGAUGGACCCGUCGGCUGAGACGGCGCCGGCAGAUGGUGCUAUCGUCGGCCUCUUUGACUACUGAUCACAAACACCAUCCAGAUAAGAUCAUUCGAGAAAAACAGUGACGAAGAUACCGGACGACAAGAGCCCUCGUCUGAAAAUACUUGUGAAUAUAUAUGGUCUCACUAUUUUAACUUUUACAUAAUCAAUCGGUUCUUGUACAUAUGGGCAUAGCACUCUAUUGUCAAAACAAGAAAAGGAUCAGAUUUGC
Molecule: messenger RNA, 996 nt
Organism: Triticum aestivum (bread wheat)
Lineage: Eukaryota; Viridiplantae; Streptophyta; Magnoliopsida; Poales; Poaceae
Product: inactive protein RESTRICTED TEV MOVEMENT 2
Exons: 2
Coding region: 142-807 (221 amino acids)
Biological process (GO): cellular response to heat
Source: RefSeq, a predicted model, not a curated record